CAAUCCUUCCGAGGAACACACGCGUCUCGGGCGGCUGUUCUCGGCGCGACCUUCGAACGGGAGUCACCGACGCCCAGGCCUGGGCACAGCAUCGAGCCCCAGGCCCAGGCCCAGGUACAGAUACCGAUCCCGGGUACAGAUACCGAGCCCCGGGCCCGGGUACAGCUCUGACCGGGGUCCGUCACUGACCCCGGGCCCAGCGUCAUCUGUGAGGAUAUGGCUGAGGAGAACUCGGAAGCUUCCUCCAGAUUCCUUUUCCCCUUCAAACCCUACUCAAUCCAGGAGGAAUUCAUGAGUGCGCUGUAUGAUGUGCUUGAAGAAGGAAAGAUUGGAAUAUUUGAGAGUCCUACUGGAACGGGAAAGUCACUGAGUCUGAUCUGCGGAGCACUCACUUGGCUCAGAGACUUUGAAGAGAAGAAAAAACUAGAAGCAGCCCAGCUUUUGGAAGAUCAUGUGCCACAGCAAGGUCUAUCUCAUCAUACCCAGAAUUCUUCUGAUGUUGAUGGUAAGGAGCCAGAAGCUAAGGACUUGGGGGCUGAAUUAGACUGGAUCACUGAUUUUGUACAGAAGAAGGCUGAGCGUGAUCUGGUCGAUAAGUUAAAGGAUGAAGAAUUAAAAAGAAAGAGGAGAGAAGAGCGAUUGGACAAAAUACGUAACAAUGUGCAGCUUAAAUAUGCUUUAAAACGCAAGAGAGAUGAUGACAAUGAUACUGAGCGACUCAUUCAGAUGAGUGGAGAAGUGGUGACUUCUGAACAGGCUGACGCUCUGGACGGGGAGGAUGAAAGCUUUAUUCUGGCAGAUUAUGAGAGUGACGAUGAAAAGAAACCGAAAGAUUUGAACCUAUCUGAUGAGGAAGAUUUGGAGGAAGAGCAUGUGACAAAGAUCUAUUACUGCAGUCGUACACACUCGCAGCUUGCUCAGUUCAUACACGAGGUCCAGAAAAGUCCGUUUGGCAAGGAUAUCAGGCUGGUGUCACUUGGAUCCCGGCAGAACAUGUGUGUAAAUGAUGAGGUGAGGCGCCUUCGAUCGCUCCAGCUGAUCAACGAUAGGUGCUUGGAAAUGCAGAAGAACAAACGUGCCGACAGAAAACGCAGCGAGGAUGAGGUGGAAACUCCGAAACGGAGACGCAAGAGUCGAGUGACGUGCCCGUUCUACAGCCAUGAGCAGAUGCAUUCCUUGCGUGAUGAGCUGCUGGUGGAGGUGAAGGACAUUGAGCAGCUGGUGUUGUUGGGGAAGGAGUUGAAGGCGUGUCCAUACUAUGCCAGCCGCUUUGCCAUUCCACCAGCACAGCUGGUGGUGAUGCCAUAUCAGACACUGCUACACAGUUCGACCAGGCAGGCAUCUGGCAUCAAACUGAAGGGGCAAGUGUUGGUGAUUGACGAGGCGCACAACCUGAUCGAUACCAUCACUGGCAUUCACAGCUACAAGGUGACAGGGUCACAGCUGUGUUGUGCUCACUCUCAACUCUCUCAGUACAUAGAGCGGUACAGAAGUAGACUGAAAGCAAAAAAUCUGCUGUACGUGAAACAGAUCCUUUACAUCCUUGCUAAACUUGUCCACAUUUUAGGAGGGAAGGUUGGACAAAAUCCGAACACACAGAAGAUUUUUCAGGGUGGCACUGAGUUACACUCGAUCAAUGAUUUCCUCUUUCGUGCACAGUUUGACAACAUCAACAUGUUUAAAGUGCAGCACUAUUAUAUGAAGAGCAUGCUCAGUCGAAAGCUCUUUGGGUUUGUGGAGAAGUACCAGGUUUCAGUGUCAAAACCAAACAACACACAGGAUCAAAAGGCAUCCAAAACAACAGCUCUUGAGAAUUUUCUUCAGAAGCUCAAUGAGAAACCCACCGGACAAGUUACACCCCAUGAGCGGGAAGAGGACAUCAAGAAGGAGCAGCCUGUCAUGGCAUCUCCGAUGAUGCAGGUUGAAGGGUUUCUUUUUGCUCUCACCAGCACUAACAAAGAUGGACGAGUGGUCAUUCAGAAACAAGGUACAGUGUCCCAGAGCAGCCUGAAGUUCUUACUGUUGAAUCCAGCAGUCCACUUUGCUGAGGUAGUGAAGGAAUGUCGAGCAGUGGUCAUCGCUGGUGGCACAAUGCAACCGGUGGAAGAAUUCAAAGACCAGCUGCUGUUAGCAUCGGGUGUUUCUGCAGACCGGUUGUUCGAGUUUUCAUGUGGUCACGUGAUUCCCCCAGAAAACAUUUUGCCGAUAAUCCUGUGUAGCGGCCCAUCAGGACAGCAGCUUGAAUUCACCUUCCAGAAGAGGGACAAGACACAGCUGCUGGAUGAAUGUGGCCGGGUGCUGGUCAAUCUAUGUAAAGUGGUCCCUGGUGGCAUUGUAUGCUUCUUUCCAUCCUAUGAGUAUGAAAAACAAGCGUACACGCACUGGGAGACAACAGGUCUCCUGACACAGCUGGAAGCCAAAAAGAAGAUAUUCCAGGAACCAAAAAAUGCCAAUCAAGUGGAGCAGGUGCUGUCCGAAUACUCUAGGUGUAUCCAGCAUUCGAGUCGCUCUCCAGGCCUAGUCACCGGGGGCCUGCUCUUCUCUGUGGUUGGGGGAAAAAUGAGUGAAGGCAUCAACUUCUCAGAUGACCUGGGCAGGUGUGUGGUAAUGGUCGGAAUGCCGUUUCCUAAUAUCAAUUCACCAGAGCUCCAGGAGAAAAUGGCUUAUCUGGACAAGACCCUGCCAAAAACUGAUGGGAAGACUCCAGGAAAACUUCUCGUAGAAAAUCUCUGCAUGAAAGCUGUUAACCAGUCAAUAGGGCGAGCCAUUCGCCACCGUGAGGACUAUGCCUCUAUUGUCCUUUUGGAUCAUCGCUACACCCGGCCCAACAUCCUUAGCAAACUGCCAACUUGGAUCAGAGCACGUACACAAGCAGAAGCUUCAUUUGGACCUGCCCUUGGAGCCAUUGGAAAGUUCUUCAGAGACAAGAAGACCUGUGGAGAUGCUAAGUAGCUACAAGAGACCAUUGCUGGGCUGAGACACAGUUCACAGCUGUCUUACUGGUGCCCUCCAUCUGUUAAAGCCACUCCCUUGGUUAUGAAAUUCUUGCCUAAUUGUAUAAAGAUGAAGUUGAUUUCAAAUCCUUUUUUGCUGCUGCUAGUUCUCAUGUGAUUGUUUUAUAUUUAUCUAUUAAGUGAUGUUUACCAAUUAUGUUAGAAUGUUUGUAUUUUUCUGCUGAACCUCAAUAAUAAAGGAAGAGGUGGCCUUGUUUGUGUGGUAUUCCUGUUCCUUCCUUGCUCCCUGAAUGUUUAUACCUUCCAUUUGAGUGUUGCCUGAAGGUACCUGGCAAUAUACCCAAUACCAAGCUGUGAUAGCAUAUGUGAAUAAAAACAAAAGCCCAGGGAGAACAUCUGGAUAAGAUGGGCUGAACAUCUUUAUGGGGUGGGACAACCAUGUGAUGGCUGCCGACGAAGUCAUUACUUCUUCUUGUGCCUGUGUGCCCGCUCCUGUACACACCCUCGCUCUAGCUGUAAUCUCCAUCCCUGCUCCUAACUCCAGCUCAACACCCAGCCACGGCCCCAAGCCCUGCAGGGUAUUCACCAGACCUCCCCCUCACUGAAGCUGAAAGGUCAGUCCUCGACAAAGGACUCACCUUCAUUCCCGUGGGCCCACACAUGAACAAAUUCCAUGCACGCCUCCAUGUUGAGCUCUUUUUCCACUGCUUCCGCCUCCACACCUAUUUCUUUAAACGAGAAUCCAACCCACCUUCUGACGAUCCCAUCUCCCACAUCCAGCAAACUCCAUCCUCCUAGACACCCCCUCUCAACCUCCUACUCUUCCUUGCCCUCUUCAUCUCCAACUGCCCCACGACGUCAAUCGUUUGGAUUUCUCCAUCCUUCUCAGUUACUCCACCCUCUCCCCAUCGGAACGCAAAACCCUCCGCUCCCUUUGCUCCAACCUGAACCUCACCAUUAAACCUGCCGACAAGGGGUGGGGUGCAGUGGUACUAUGGCGAACUGACUUCUACAUCACUGAGGCUAGGUGCCAACUCUGACACCACUUCCUACCAUCCCCUCGAUCACGAACGCACCUCUGAUCACCAAGCCAACAUCUCCCAGACCAUCAACAACCUCAACACCUCAGGAGAGCUCUUGUCCACAGCCUCUAACCUCAUAGUUCCCCAACCUUAUACCACCCGUUUCUAUCUCCGACCCAAGAUCCAUAAAUCCAACUGCUGCUGUUGACCCACUGUCUCUGCCUGCUGCUGCCCCACCAAGCUCAUCUCCUACCUUGACUCCGUUCUUUCCCCUUUGGUCCAGGAACUCCCUAUCUACAUUUGGGACACAACCCAUGCCCACCACCUUUUCCAAAACUUUCAAUUCCCUGGCCCCCAACACCUCAUCUUCACCAUGGACGCACAGUCCCUGUAUCCCCAACAAAGAUAGCAUAAAAACCCUCCGCUUCUUCCUCUUCUUGGUGGAAUUGGUCCUCACCCUCAACAAUUUUACCUUUGAUUCCUCCCACUUCCUGCAAACCAAAGGGGUGGCCUUG
Rhincodon typus (whale shark) is the source of this 4491-nucleotide messenger RNA. RefSeq names its product DEAD/H (Asp-Glu-Ala-Asp/His) box helicase 11 (gene ddx11). The record is from RefSeq and is a predicted model, not a curated record. Gene Ontology annotation, biological process: nucleobase-containing compound metabolic process; establishment of sister chromatid cohesion. NCBI's taxonomy places the organism in Eukaryota, Metazoa, Chordata, Chondrichthyes, Orectolobiformes, Rhincodontidae. The transcript is spliced from 27 exons. Gene Ontology annotation, molecular function: hydrolase activity, acting on acid anhydrides, in phosphorus-containing anhydrides; DNA binding; ATP binding. Bases 217 to 2952 code for a protein of 911 amino acids. Gene Ontology annotation, cellular component: nucleus.